This is a messenger RNA of Trichomonas vaginalis G3, 4704 nucleotides long. Its product is annotated as guanylate cyclase protein. NCBI's taxonomy places the organism in Eukaryota, Parabasalia, Trichomonadida, Trichomonadidae. Gene Ontology annotation, molecular function: guanylate cyclase activity; peptide receptor activity. Bases 1 to 4704 code for a protein of 1567 amino acids. Gene Ontology annotation, biological process: cGMP biosynthetic process; receptor guanylyl cyclase signaling pathway; intracellular signal transduction. The record is from RefSeq and is a predicted model, not a curated record. The transcript has a single exon.
AUGGACUCAGUGAUAUCUCGAAGCCAAUCUCUUUCCUCAUCAACUACAAUAAACAAAGAUUUGAUCGAGGGAACAUAUGGCUUUCUCGAUACACUCUUUCCUAUAUACGAACAAAUUUCUAAAAUUAUUCAUACUCCAAUACCUUUUAAUUACCUUACACUCAUCAUCAUUUGCAUUCAAAUCUUCGCUCAAUCACUUUGGGCACGUAAAACUUUGCAUUUGACAACAAAUCGUGUAGAUGAUACAAUUAUUAGAAAAGUUUAUGAAUACUUUCUUCUCAAUGAUCCAACUGCUCACUACACCGUCAACAGGAUAGGAUUUUAUGUUGUAAUUGCAGUUUUUGCUGCGUCAAUAUUACUAUUUUUCAGUGUAUUAAUCCAGUACAAGGUCACAAUUUCAUUUAACAAGCCUUUAUUGUACAUUUAUCGAUGCUAUUUUGAUGUUGUAGUUCCAUGUUUCUUAUUACCGACAAUUGGAUUUGCUGGCCAAUUUUUAUCAGGCACAUUACACAAGGAAUUAUCAUUUGUUUACAUAGUCCUUGCAUUUGUUGCUGGUAUUAUUGCUGUUGUUGAAUUUUCAAUUUAUUAUUUUCAUUUUUCACUUUUAGCCAGCUCACCAUAUUUAGGCCGUGGACCAUUUGCAACAUUCAGAGGCAAAUACUUCACUAAUUUCAUGCUUACUGCCUUUAUUUUUGAAUUCAUAACUUAUAUCUUUGAGCUCUUCCCCAAAUGGGCAUCGAUUAUUGGUUGCUUUGCAGAAGCUGCCGUUUUCAUUUAUUUUGCAGUUAUUGGAGCUGACCUUCCAUACCUUGAUUUCAAAGCAAACGCAAUCUUCUCAGGAAUCUUCACAACAAUAGCAACUGUCAACAUUAUUCAAGGUAUACAAGGAAUAUAUUUCCUCGCGGACAUAAUAUCUCUUAUCGCUUUCCCAGUUGUUUUAAUUGUCUCAUCGAUAAUUUACUUUUUCGUUUAUCGAUCAACGAAAUAUAAAAUAAAGAAGUUCCUUAACAACCUCCCAGAAGACAGAGAGAAUAUGUCAGCGAUGAGUGAAGAAUUUGACAACAAUCGCAUGGAUUCUGAUAUGAAUUACUAUAUAAAGCAUGUUAUGGUAUCUUUAGAAAGUGUUAAUGAAGUUUUUAUCAACAAUUUGAUCUUUAAAUACGGUUAUGAAAGAUAUUCCGAACCAGAAUUGAACAGAGUCCUUUUAAUCUAUGCUGCACAGAUUCCUUCAUUCAAUAGAAUCCUCAGUUUCGGAUAUUCCAACUUCUUUAGGUCCGUAAAGCUCACUUUUCUAAAUCGUUUCCUGAUUUACACAGUUCUUCGCUUAGUUACAAUGCGACAGUCAUCAUCCAGCCAGCAAUUCUCUCAGAGAGUCAUAGAAGUUCGUCAACUCUCCAAGAGAUGCUGUGAUUUCGUCAGAGGAUUUUUGAUGCAAACUCCAACAAAAGUUUCAUCAUUCUACACGUUCUAUAAAGAAGCCAUUGCAGCCGAAUACAGAUGGACAGAGCUUAUUAACCAUUAUCCCAACUCUUCAAAGGUAUACGAUGAAUAUGGCGACUUUUUGAUCGAAGUUAUGACUGAUUUCCAUGAAUCCACAAUUCAGAAGCAUAAAACAACUUUGUUGGAAGACGGACAUCGUCUCCACAAGGAUCAUGUCUUUAUUAAUUUUAUUCAUUGGUACCAACACUACCUAAAACGAGGAAUUGUCAACAUGCACGGUAAAAUCAUUGAUCAAAGGAAGAAGGCAACCUCUAAUUCAGGCACAAGUACCUCUUCCAAGUCCGGAUCAAACGCAUCUUCUUUGACAUCUUUAACACAGCUCUUAGAAAUCGCACCUGAAGAAGAAGAGUUCUAUGCCAAAGCAUUAUUUGCACAGCACAAACUCAGAUUGGCCUACCAGAGGGCAAUUGAAGAAAGACAAAGUCCAUUUGCAAAACCACUUAAGAUUUGUGUAUUUCUCAUUUGCGUUUUCUGUAUUGCAGUGAUGAUUGUUAGUGAUACCAUUGUUAACUCAUUCUUCGAGACAAGAGCUUCAUCAAUGUCCAAAGUCAUGUACAUAAACAGAGCAAGAUUCUUCCAAUCAUGCGCAAGAUUUUCAUCACUUUUGUAUCUCGCAACUGAAAAAGGUUAUUACACAAUCGACGACAACGUUAAGAACAAAGCAGUGAAAGAUAAUGACCUUAAACCAUAUAUAUCUUUCACAAACGAUUUCAGGAACCAGUCGUUGUAUUAUAACCAACAAAGUGAAGAAUAUUAUAAUUUGUUCAUUUCCGAAAUCAUUAAUUACGCAAAUGCAGGACACAAUGUUUAUCAUGUUGCAAGUCCAUUCGUAACGCAAUCCGUUGAAUCAUAUUUCUGCACAAAAGAUGCACAAAUACUCAAGAACUCUUCAUUAACAAAUAUACAUACUUUGUUCAGUUACAACAACAUUGCGAAUGCAAUUAUGUAUACAGUUAAUGUCGAUAACUGGCACAACAACAAGAUUUUGUGCAACACAGUUACAAAUAUGCAAGGAUUAGUUGAAGGAUUAGACUUAUUUAAUGAAAAUGAAUUGAAUUAUGAGAAUGAAGACACAUUGGAGAAUUCCCAUAAGAUAGAAAUAAUGGAAUUAUGUUUCCCAUUGGCUUUGUUUGCUGUUGAUUUCUUUUUGUUUAUUAUUCCAACAACUUGCUAUUAUUUCAACCUCAAGAGAAUCUUAAAAGUUUUGCAGUCAAUUCAACCAAAGAUCAAAGAAGAAUCGUGCAAGACUAUUGGAAAAUCAAACAAUGAUGACCAAUCAGCAGUUCAGCCCCCUGAAUCAAUGAUCUUCGUUUAUGUUUAUAUCUGGGGAAAUGUUUCUUUAGUUAUUAUCCCAAUUUUCGCGUUCGUUGAAUUCAAUGAAGCAAAAAGUGUCAAUAAAAAGUUCGAGAGUUUAAUUGGCUGGAUGAACUUAGGUGGUGCCAGAUGCCCAUUGCUUAGUGAAGCCAUGGAACAUCUCACACUUGCUGCUUUGACAAAAUCAGGCGCAUUAACUUUCACAGACAAACACGAGCAACUUGAAUUGGCAGAAAGUUUAGUUGGUGAAGCAAUGCAUUUCCAUGAAGUUGUUUCAGAAGGAACAGACAUCACAGAGCCAUGCUAUGGAUUUGAUUCGAAACUUGAUGAACUUCACUACGAGAAUAUCUGUAUUGCUGAUCAAGAAUCAACAGAAAUACAUGAAAGAUAUCGCUGUGCAAGUUUGUCUCAAAGUUUCGGUUUCGUCAAAUCAAUUUUAAAUGAUAUUGUUGUAAGAUUUGAUGACAUCGAAAGCUUAGAUGAUCCAAUCUACACAGAAAUCUUCCAUCUUGCAAAUACACACAUGUUCAGGAAGAUCGUUGCCGUCACAGAAAGAUUGGAUUAUUUAGGUCAAGAAUACAAACGGAAAUUCGAAUUGUUGGCAAUAAUUAUAACAAUCAUUGGCAUUGUUGUUAGUAUUUUCCUGCUGAUGAGUCAUAUGUUCAUGGCUUAUCAAUUGGAUCAUAUGUUUGAGGCAUCAAUGAUGAUCUUUAGACGUAUUCCUCCUUUAUUGAUCAAUCAGAAUCAUGAACUGAUGGAUUUCUUGUUGAAUAGACAAAGAAAAGGAUCAAAUGAAACAAUGACAUUCUCACAGAACAUCAUCUUCUCAUCACAGAACGGUGUUUUACUUGUAAACAAAGCAGGAAUUGUUGAAAAUGUUAAUGAUAGUGUCAUUGACAUUCUAGGUUAUGUUCCUGACCAAAUUUUGGGUCAACAAGCUGUUAUCAUUUUCUCCGAGAAAGAUGGUCCGAAAAUCAAUCAACAAUUGCAAUUGAUGCAUGAUGGUGAAGCCAAAGAUGUCUUCGAUGAUCACUUCGAGUGCAUCACUCAUGACAACACAACGAAACAAUGCCACGUAACAAUUUUGGCAUUGGCUUCUCAAGGACAAGGAGAAAUAAACACUUAUGUCUUCUUCAUUGAAGAUGAAAGUCAAAUUCUCCAUAAACAAGAGCAGGCUGAAUUGGCAAAGAAGAAAUCAGAAGAGCUCUUGUUCCAGAUCCUCCCAAGAGAUAUCGUGUUCAAGCUCAACCAGGGUGAAAAGGAUAUCACAUUCACUGUUCCUUCAGCAACAAUCAUGUUCAUUGAUAUCGUCAGAUUUUCAGAUUAUGCUGCAAACUUAACACCACAACAAAUCAUGGGUAACUUGUCAUUGAUUUUCGACACGUUUGACAAACAUUUGACUGAUUAUCCUUUGAUCACAAAGAUCAAGUUAAUCGGUGAUGUUUACAUGUGCGCAGCUGGCUUGUUCACUCCAGAUGGACAGCUACAAGAUCAUGCCCAACAAAUGUUAAGAUUUGCAAUUGAUUGUUUGGCAGAAAUCGAAAAUAUCAAUGUAGCUUUGGAAUCAAUGCUUUCCGUGAGAGUUGGCGUGAACACAGGCGGCCCACUGAUUGGUGGUAUCUUGGGAACUGAUAAACCUGUCUUCGAUAUCAUCGGAGAUCCAAUUAACGUAGCUGCAAGAUUGCAAUCAACAGAUAUUCCAGGAAAAGUUCAAAUUCCACAAUCCGUUUAUGAUUUGGUCCACGCAAUGGAGUUCAACAUCGAAAAGAGAGGUGAAGUUUACUUGAAAGGUAAAGGAAACGUUACAACCUACUUAGUUUCACCUGUCAACAUAUUCAACAUGGCAUCUAAUAAUAUUACGUCAUCAAUGUGUUUGAUGACAUUCAAAUAA